Messenger RNA from Paramecium octaurelia, 1276 nucleotides. The record is from the annotation of a GenBank genome assembly. NCBI's taxonomy places the organism in Eukaryota, Ciliophora, Oligohymenophorea, Peniculida, Parameciidae.
UGAUGAUCUAAAUGCAAGACAUAUAGGAAUCAAUGAUUCUGAAUUACAUCUCAAGUGAUGAGGAGGAUGAGUCAGAGGGUCUUCUAAUGAAUCAGAGUCCGGUAGAAAUAAAAUAGAAACAACAAUUAUCUGAUAUGGACUAGUCUAUUUCAUAAAUACCGAGUGAGUUGUCAUUCAACCGCAAUAUGGAUAGAAGAAUCAAUGAAACGAUAAUUCUAUAGAAUCAAGCGGACGAAAUCACUUUGAAAUCAACUAAGAAUGCAAAAGAAGCUUAUCAAAGAGAGAUAAUAAAGGAAUUAGUUUCCAAAUAGAAGAAGAGAUUCAAAGUGGACGGAUUCAAUUUGGACUUGACAUGUAAAGUAAUUUUUGAUUUAGAUAUAACCGAUAAUGUGAUAGCAAUGGGAUUUCCAGCUGAGAGCUUCGAAGCAAUAUAUAGAAAUCCAAUGCCGGAGGUUUAAAAAUUUUUAAAUAGUCGUCAUCCAAACAAUUACAUGGUUAUUAACUUGUAAGCUUACUACUCCUACCUAGAUGUUCAGAGCGUAAGUACAAGCACGAGUCUUUCUAUAAAGUGGCCGAGUUUCCUUUUGAUGAUCAUUAGGCCCCUCCAUUUAAUAUGAUGCUCGAAUUUUGUUAGAAGGUUCACGAAUGGUUAAAAGCGAAUUCUAAUCACGUGGUGGCGAUACAUUGUAAGGCUGGUAAAGGAAGAACCGGUGUUAUGGUGUGUUGUUAUUUGUUGUUUAGUGGCAAAUACACUUCAAGUCAAGAUGCAUUGGCAUAUUAUGGUCUGGUGAGGACAUAGAAUAAAAAGGGCGUGACUAUUCCCAGUCAAAUUAGAUAUGUCCAUUAUUUCAGUUAUGCCUUGAAGAAUGACUUGGUGAAGAUGCCAUUUCGACAGAUCGAAUUGGUGUCUGUCAGACUGGUUGGUGUGUCUCAUGGGACGAUGAUCAGAGUCUAAAAUAACGAUAGGUAAUUAAUAGAGAAGGCUUAGAUUGUUUCAGAAAAGGAAAUACUAUUUGCUUUCAAUGAUAUAUUUUUAUAAGGAGAUGUUCUCAUUUAAAUCUUCCACAAGUCGAUUGUUUCGGAAUCCAAGAUUAUGUAGGCUUGGUUCAACACUAAUUUUGUCUCCCUUUCGCCCAAAGAAUAAGUGUUUAAGGCUGAGGAGUUGGAUAUGUCAAAGAAAUCAAUGAAGCACUCUACUUCAAUUUAAAUGGAAUUACUGUUUGAUUAAGUAAUCUAAACUAGAUAAAGAUCUAAUUGCUUGUCAAAAGGCAAAUGA